CUGCCGUCUCUUCGUUUCUGAUUACGCUCGUCUCAGCGUUGCUACGUUCGACAAGACAGAUUCGUUGGAUCUUUCCCUCAUAUACAACGUGCCCUUGAAUUCCAUGGAGAUCGAUACCAUGGAUAAAAUUUCUCCCCCGGAUCAUGACAAUCCCGCUCCCAAGCCAUCCCGUCGUCCACUUACCCCGGAAGAGUACGAGACAAUUGGCUUUCUCUCUGCCUUCGCCGCUCGCAUCGCCCUCUUUGUGUAUCUGGGCGUCCAAUGCGCAUACAGCUGGCGCGCAUACAUCAUCUACAAGAUGCUCGGAUGGAUCCUGCCUUCGCGGCUAAGGAGCGUGCUCAUGACGAUGUGGUUUUUCUUUCAGAUCAUGGCGAUGCCGGGGACUGCACGCAUGACUAAAAUUGUUCUCGAGGCGAGGUUUGAUGUACUACCAUGGAGCACGGCGUUGUGGGAGGUCUUCUGGUUUUUCGUGGGUAUCGCGCCGUGGAGCAUCGCGGUGUGGAUCGUGUACAGCUUUGUGCCCGAUCUGGGACUCUUUGGGAUGCAGAAAAUGGUCAUGGAGAGCGUGUAUGGCGCGAGUACUUACCUCGUGCCAACCGCGAUACUGUUCUUUGUGCUAACCAAGCAGGCGCCCGAGUGGUGGAAUAGCAUGCUUGAACGGGGCGGUGUGUUGCUGAAGAGCCUUCUUGAACGGUGCAUUGGGUUACUGCUGACGACCAUGGAGUGGGCCGUCCGGAGUCCGAUUUUUGGCGUAGCAGCAUACCAGUACGAUGCAGUCCAGGAGGGGACCUUCAGACUUCUACGCGUCAAAAGGCCGUGGGAUAUGACUCCCUUUGAGUGCGAGUUGGUCGCGUUUGAUCUUGAAGCCAAGAUACCGGAAUAUACUGCUGUAAGCUAUGCUUGGGGCCCGGAUCCAGCGAGGCCAAAGGCUCUUGGCGUGAAUGGCAGGCGAUUGCAAGUCACAGAGAGCGCCUACCAGGUCGUGCAUGGCCUUACACCGGAGAAAGGCGAGCGCUAUAUAUGGGUGGACUUCAUCUGUAUCAACCAGGAAGAUGUGAUCGAGCGCGCUAACCAGGUCAAGCGUAUGAGACUGAUCUAUGCGAAAGCCAGUCAGGUGACUAUCAUGCUGAAUACUGUCACCCCAGUAGACUACGACGACAGUGAUCGUGUUACACACCACCUCAAGAAGCUGAAUGCCAACCUUGAGCACUCCACCUGGAAACUCGACGAACAAGUCGCAUAUUUUCAAAAGGUAGGAACCUAUCGAGUAUCUGCGGGAUGGGAAGCUCUCACACGCCUAUUCCAACGUGAAUACUGGACUCGCGCAUGGAUCGUCCAAGAGAUAGCUUUGGCACAAAAGAUCAUCGUCGUCUACGGAGACAACGAACUACCCUGGAAGGAAAUAGCCAGCUUCGCGCGGGCUUUCCACAACCCAGACAAUAACAGUGCACUAGACGUCAUGGGCACCAUGUUCGGUGGCGGCUCAGUACCAAUAUCCUACGUCAUGAAAAUCCUACAAAUCGACAAUAUGCGAGAGGCAUACAGAGCAAACGGCGUCGAUAUUCUCGACCUCCUUUUCCAUGGUUGGCAAUUCAACGCCACUGACCCGCGGGAUAAUAUAUUUGCUUUCCAAGGGCUAACUCGUGAGGAGAUUCCCCCGGGGAUACUGCCAAACUACCAACAAAGCGUUUUGGAUCUCUUCCUGAAUGUGACAUAUUUCCUAAUGGCUCGUAACGAUCGCCCGCUUUGGUUUCUCAAGCUGGCUGGGCGAGGCUUCGGCGACCGCUCGAUACACUCGCGCUUCUGCAGCUUAGAAGACGAAGAAUUGCCCUCGUGGGUGCCGAACUGGAGCGAGCUUGCGAUCAGAGCGCAAUUUUUCCCAAUCGCUCUUCCCCAGUUCGGCCCUAAACUCCUCGACAUCGACCCCACGGGGAAAGUCCUAUUGCUAGAAGCAAUAUCAUACGACACCAUCGUGCACACCACCGUACACCCGAUGAUGAAAGACGUACCCGCGAUGAUCGCGCUCGAGCUCAAGGGUGACAUGAUCAGGCGUUUGGUGGAUAUCGGGAAAGACUUCAAAGCGCUGCACGAAGCAUUUGCGCAAUUCGUCCCCGAGCCGUAUCCCACGGGGAUCCCCAGAGAGGAGGUGCUCUGGCGCGUGCUCCUUGGCGAGACUUCUUCCGACCCAGACUUGGUGGCGUAUAAUACCCGUUGCUGGGCCCUCCUUGGGAAGCAAGCCGAGUUUCUAGACGUACUCAUACCCCAUGCGCCUGAUCAUCUUAUCGCACCGACAGAAAUGUCCCAGACGCUGGAGGAGGUCAAGAAUAGAUUGGCAGAGUACAUGAUGUCGAGCGCGGACGAUGAGGCCGUCCGGUUUCACGCGCGGGAGUACGCGAAAUUCCUAGGCGAAGACAUGUUCAAAGCGAGCACGAGCUUCAUGGCGGCUAUGGGGCGGCAUUCUGCGGGGAGGAAGAUCGCAUUUACGAGGCGAGGUCAUGUGGUGCUUGUCCCGCCGUUAGCGAGGGAGGGAGAUGAGGUCGCGUACUUGGUGCACGGGGAGACGUCGUUUGUUCUGAGAGCUAUGGGAAGCGAGGGAAGCAGGAAGUUGUACGAGCUAGUUGGGGACAGUUAUGUGCAUGGCGUUGGAUGGGAUGACUUCGAGGCUGGGAGAGAGGAACUUAGGCCUAUCGCCAUUGCUUAAUGGAGUGUGGUUCGAGAGUGGCGUGAUGAUUUCGGUACGCUGUGGUGCCCGGGAAAGCAAUGCGCAGACGGACUGUACUCACGCCUUGACGUGGUCCUAGAA
Molecule: messenger RNA, 2803 nt
Organism: Paraphaeosphaeria sporulosa
Lineage: Eukaryota; Fungi; Ascomycota; Dothideomycetes; Pleosporales; Didymosphaeriaceae
Exons: 3
Coding region: 104-2701 (865 amino acids)
Source: RefSeq, a predicted model, not a curated record